Molecule: messenger RNA, 2542 nt
Organism: Oryzias melastigma (Indian medaka)
Lineage: Eukaryota; Metazoa; Chordata; Actinopteri; Beloniformes; Adrianichthyidae
Exons: 6
Coding region: 1048-1467 (139 amino acids)
Source: RefSeq, a predicted model, not a curated record
AAAGAUAAAACUAAACCGAAAUACAAAAGAGUUCACACUUGAACUGCAAAAAUGUGUUUUAAACCAUCAGAUAUUAAUUAAAAAUUAUUAAUUGGAUGACACAAGUAAAUAAAAUUAUAACACUUUUCAAUUCAAUUUUAUUUACAUAGCCCAAUAUCAUAAAAGAAUUGCUUCAUUGGGCUUCAUGCCGGUAACUUUACAGAAGCAAAAAGUCAAUAAUGGAUUGCUAAACUAAACAGACUAAAUAAAAUGGGUUAUCCCUGUCUUUAGACCCUCCGUCCCGAUAAGGAAAAACUCCUAAAAAACCUGAAGAAACCUCAGGGAUGCCUACAUGAAAAAAAAAAAAAAAACUAAAAUAUAUUUUCAAAGGAUUAGCUUCAAAUCUUGAAGCAAAAAAGAACUUACAGACAGAAUUUCAGAAUAAAUGUUCGUAUAUGUUCAGUUCAUAAAUCUGAGCUUCUGCUAUGGAAAUUCCGGACAGCACAGGGUUAAUUUCCCCAGGCCUGCAACCCGGAUGCAGUCAUUCACAUACGUCUGACAGCAUCUGGUGUGCAGAGCCAUUUAAUUCCAUUCUCAUCCCUGCAAAGCCAAACGGGCAGCUCGGGGAGCCAACCGCAUUAAUCAUCUUGAAGCCAUCAGACCAAUUGCAGGGUGAGGGGGGAGGGAGCUUCCUGCAGGGAUCUCUUGUUUGCAGCAUCCCAAGAGCAGCCUCUGCUGUGUGAAAUACAAGAAAGGACAAGUCAGCGGGACUGGAUCCAAGGAGGCAGCCGGAAAACUGGAGGGGAAUCCCUCGGGGCCUGCCCGGAUUGGGUUUCUUUGAGGGAAGCAGCAGAGGAGGAGGAGGAGGAGGAGGGGCGGACACAGGAGCAAAUGUUGUCUCCUACAUGAAAUCUUCCCGCCAGCUCUGAACAUGCAUCAUGCAUGUUAAGGUCUUAUGGCAAAAGCACCUGUGGAAGGAUGCCUGUCGUGAUCAGGACCCAAACUAAUAACUGAGCAUCCCAUAAUCCGUUCACACUCGGACUGACAGCACAACGCUUCCAUCUGACCAUGGCGGCAAACGCUGCCCUCACAACCGGGAGCUUUCUUUCCACGACUGCCACAAACUCCACAGUCCCUUUGCUCCCAACGAGCUCCGGAGCCAGGGACAACGUCACUUCCAGAACUCUGAUGACUGUUACCAUAACAACCAACGAGACCAGCCUCAACACCACCGCGCUUCCAGAGGUGGUGAUUGAAGGCUCGGGCGUCGGAAUGCUGCUCGUACCGUUCGGCAUCCUCACAGUCAUUGGCUUAGCUGUGGCAAUAAUGCUGUAUGUUCGGAAACGAAAGCGAUUGGAGAAAUUAAGACACCAGCUGAUGCCGAUGUACAACUUUGACCCUGCUGAAGAACAGGAUGACCUGCUGGAACAGGAACUACUGGAUCACGGCCGGGAAGGAAGCCUCACAGGUCCCAACGCCAAGUUGUGACAGUGCUGUAAGACAAAUACGGUAACGUAUCACCCGUGUGUCUGUGGAACCAUUCCUCCUCAAGCUUUUGUCUCACUCUUCCCUUUCUUCUUUCAUGCUUUCGUCUUUAUUUUAAAGCCUCUAAAGCCGCCACAAGCUGGACUGAUGAAACCGAUUUAACCGUGCAUAUGUGGACAGAAUUAAACUGUAAAUCUUCCCCCAUUUCUGUUUAACUGGUCACUCCUUUUCGUCACGAUCCCUCUCAAUUCCUGCUCAGAACUUCGACUUCCAUUACAUAAUGAAAUCAUUUUAAGACAUUAACAUUGUGUUUUCUCAGUCAUUUUAUGUAUAUUGUAAAGAAAUCAAUUUAGAACUAAUGAUCUUUUAAUAUUUAUCAAUAAACAAAAUUAUAAAAUACUAAAAUGAUUUAUUUUUAAAGGAUUUAAAAGUACUAAAACACAUCUUGCUUAGGUAUUUGAUUCGUUGUGUACUGGUGUCACCAUAUUUAUACUCUGAUCUCCUCUACAGACUCUUACAACCUCUCAAGGGACGACACAGCGACCCAGUCGCCUGGUCUUCACAGACGUAGCCAAAGCUCUCAAUGCUUAGCAGUCCUCUUCCAUCCGCUGAGCUCCGCUUCCUUCCAAAGGGCUGCUGGCCUUAUGCAGAAACAGAAGAACACGCAGGAAAACCGGACUGUCGUUUCCUCACAAAUGAAGAAGUAUUUUUUUGUGUCACGGCACGUGAAAUGUCAGAGUUUACAGGGGACAAAGACCAGGAUGCAGUUGCAUCACAGGAGCACAAAAGGAAGUUCUUGCACUGUAAAAGGUUGUAAAAAAAAAAACGUAUCGCAGCACUUUUUUCUAAAACCAUCUUGUUUCACAGCUAAAAUAACUCGUCAGUACGAUUCUUCCUUCAUUCAUGUUUUACACCAGAGAUGUGUAAAUCUGUGUAGUGACUGUGGUUUUAAAUAUCUGGCAAACUUGAAUAUUUCUUGUGUUAGGAUUCUCAAACCAUCUGUUUUUCCUUUUCUUUUUUAAACUAGGAAUUAUAUUGUCUAUGAAAUCGACAUGAAUUAAAAGAGUCAAAACACCUU